This is a messenger RNA of Alternaria ethzedia, 1464 nucleotides long. RefSeq lists its product as uncharacterized. Bases 1 to 1464 code for a protein of 487 amino acids. The record is from RefSeq and is a predicted model, not a curated record. NCBI's taxonomy places the organism in Eukaryota, Fungi, Ascomycota, Dothideomycetes, Pleosporales, Pleosporaceae. The transcript has 2 exons. Gene Ontology annotation, cellular component: cytoplasm; nucleus; centrosome. Gene Ontology annotation, molecular function: protein kinase activity; ATP binding. Gene Ontology annotation, biological process: chromosome segregation; protein phosphorylation.
AUGGCAGAUCCGCUGGCUUUACCUGACGGCUCGACGCAGAAACACAACGAGCUAUUCAAUGAAUUACCUAACGAUAAUGUGCGGCGUGCGUAUCUGUUGUUCUACGGGGGAUACAAGGGCGGAAUCAAAGAGGCUGGUGUGCUUUCACGAGUAUGGAAUAAGAUGACAUCCGCGGCGCAACAGGAAUACAUUAACCGUGCCACAUCCGGGGCGGUUAGCCAUGCGUCAGAUCGCGAGAUUGAGAGCAGAGAAGAGUUGUCUAGGGAUGAUCCACAAGAAGCGAUUGAAGAAGGCCGUAUGCAGGCAAAAUCGGGGGCCCUAGAAGAUAACGUUCGCGGCAUAGAUGGCCCGUUGCAUGGCGUAGCGAUACCUGUUGAGGCUAAUAACCCAGAAGUAUCGAAUGAUACGGAAUCGUCUGGUUACGAACCUAGUGAUGGCAAGAUCGCAAUAGCAAGGGUCGGUCUUACCGAAGCAGAUACUGCCUCUCAACAAGAGAGUACGCUGACGUAUCGCUUGUACUCCGAUUACGCGGAGCACGGAGAUCUGGGCGAACUUCUCAAAGUUUAUUACCAGGAAGAGAAUUUGGAUAAGCAAGUACCUGAGCAGUUUGUCUGGAUGGUCUUUCAUGCGCUAGCCGAUGCCAUAUGUACUCUAAACACGGGGUUGUGCGGAGAGACGCUCGACGAGGACAGAGCGGCGGAAGGAGCAGACAAUGGCCCAGAAGUCAGAAGGGGAGGACAAAGGACAAAGAAAAGAAAGCGAGGUGGGAACAAGCCAAGGAAGAAGUUCACAAGCGGCAUGGUGCACUUGGAUGUCAAGCCAGCGAACAUCUUUCUCAGUACCGCUAAGGAACCCUACCUAGCGUACCCAGAAUCUCUCCUUGCUGACUACGAUGUCGUCAAGACGAUUUCACCAAGCACGGAUGCUUUAGAGGGUAGGAAAGAUUGGGGUACGAAAGGGUUCCAAGCCCCAGAGAUCAUCGUAGAGGCCGCGCAUCAUCAUCCCGUCAACGCUAAGACAGAUGUUUGGUCGCUUGGGAUGGUCAUCUGGAAACUGAUGCAUACUACGCUCGGUAGAGAAGCUUCGGAUCAGAUAUGCGAGGACAGCAUCAAAGCUUCGUUCCGAUUUGCAGAAGGCAACACGUUCACAUCGACAGACAUUCCAAGUUACGAUGCGAUGUAUUCCAAUGUCUUGCAUCGACUAGUGAUCAACUGUCUCCAGAUCAACCCGCAAAAGCGACCAGGUUACGAGACUUUGAGGAAGAAAGCGAAAGCGGAGUUUGAGAGAUCGCAAAGGCGGUUAGGCCCGGUCUUGUCGGGUGAUAAAACGGGUAGUGAUAUUGCCGGUCACCUCCGGGUUCUCAGGAAAGAAGAGUUGGAGUUUAAACUAGGGGAUAUGUUUGUCGAGCCUUUGAGCAAGAGGAGAAAAGCUCAAUCGCACGUCGAACAAAAUGCCGAUGUAUGA